Messenger RNA from Penicillium malachiteum, 2259 nucleotides. Its product is annotated as putative AAA family ATPase. Lineage: Eukaryota; Fungi; Ascomycota; Eurotiomycetes; Eurotiales; Aspergillaceae. The transcript is spliced from 2 exons. Gene Ontology annotation, molecular function: ATP binding; ATP hydrolysis activity. Gene Ontology annotation, cellular component: cytoplasm. Bases 1 to 2259 code for a protein of 752 amino acids. The record is from RefSeq and is a predicted model, not a curated record.
AUGGCGGAUGUUCGUAGUUUUACUGCACGUCCGCUAUCGAAACAGCCAAGGAGCGAUCACAAGGAUGCAUUCCGAGUAUACCUGUCAUCCUCCUCGCUAGCUGGCCUAAGACUCCGAGCCGAUGAUCUUUGCACAUUAUCUUCCGCCGAAGGAGCCCCGAAAACCGCGAUUGCUUGGACCGCCGUGGAGAACAUACAGGGCACCGUCGUGCAAACUUCAAGAACUCUCCAAGAGUGCUAUGGAAUCAAGGUCGGAGAAAAACUCGGCAUCACUAGAAUCGACGGUAAACUGGAAAACAUCAACACCGUUGUUCUGACAGACUGCUCAGACCCCGAGAAGAUCGAACGAUAUGGCUCUAUCUCAGCAGAGGAGCGAGGUCACUGGGAAUGGGCUUUGGAAUAUCAACUCUCAAGAUGUGAGGUUCUUACCAAGGGACUGAGCUUUGAGCUUGACCUCAAGGGUCAGCGUCGAUCUUUUAAAAUCGUGAACAUUCACGCAGAGAACUCGGUUUCCAGCCGUACUAUCUUCCGGUUCACAAAUACUACCAAAGUAUCCAUUGGAACCGAAAUCGAGGAAGCUCAACAGACUUCGUUUGAACUGCGUGUUGAAUCUACAGGCCUUGGUGGCCUUGAAAAGCAGGUCGGCGAUAUCAAUGAAAGCCUGUUCGAUUUCAAUGUCGACCCGCGCAGACCAGUCAUGCCUUCCUUUUACAAUAGCGGCCAUGGCAUUCUUCUCUUUGGUCCGAAAGGAACAGGAAAGACAUCUCUCCUUCAACAAAUUGAAAAGGCCGGCUGGCGACAAGUUUUCAACAUCAAUUCAUCAACUCUCGGAAGGAGUACUAGUGAGAGCGAGUCCAAAAUGCGCAAUAUGUUCCAAGAAGCUGCACGAUCCCAACCCAGCGUGAUCAUCAUAGAUCAGCUAGAAUUCAUUGCCCCGAAAAGAACAUCCCUCGACUCCCAGUCAUUAGCAUCCGUGCUAUGCCAGAGUCUGGAUGCAAUCCGUGAUACGUCCAUUCUCGUAGUGGCCGCAACACGACACCCCAAUAACGUCGAUGAUGCACUCAGAACUCCUCAUCGACUUGGCACUGAGAUUGAGAUCCAGAUUCCUACGGCGCAGGACCGAGCUGAAAUUCUACGCGCGCUUCGUGGACCUGCUUCUGGUGGAUUGACUGAUGAACUGGUCGAGUUGCUUGCUGAGAAGACGCACGGAUACGUCGGUGCAGACUUGUUCGCUUUGCUUCAGCUUAUUUGCCGAAAGGCUCGCCAACGCCAGAUGCUGGAACAAGGCCCUGUUGAUCUACCCACCAUUCAGACACUCUCGAUAUCUGAUUUACCAGAUGCCGAGGAUGGUGAAAAUGGCGAAAAUGUUGCUAUUGAAUUGAACAUCAGAGAAGUCGAUAUCUGGGCUUCACUUCAGGAGAUCCGCCCUACAGCCAUGCGAGAGGUGUUCCUUGAGACACCUAAAGUCAGAUGGACCGAUAUCGGUGGACAGCAUGAUAUCAAACGGCGCCUACAGCAGGCAGUUGAGAGGCCUCUCAAGCAUCCUGAACGCAUGAAGCGUCUCAACGUGAAGAGCAAAAAGGGUGUUCUGCUGUACGGACCACCUGGUUGCUCGAAGACACUCACGGUCAAGGCUUUGGCUACAGAAGCUGGACUGAACUUCCUGGCUGUUAAGGGUGCCGAGAUAUUGAGCAUGUACGUUGGCGAAUCCGAGCGCUCAUUGCGAGAGAUUUUCCGCAAAGCCCGCGCAGCACGACCCAGUAUUAUCUUCUUCGACGAGAUUGAUGCAAUUGCUGCUCGACGAAGCAGCUCUUCUCAGGGAGGCGUCAAUGUUCUGACCACUUUGCUUAAUGAGAUGGACGGUAUUGAGGAGUUACGGAAUGUGUUGGUCGUUGCGGCCACUAACAAACCUGAUGUUCUGGAUCCCGCGCUCAUGCGUCCAGGUCGUCUGGAUAAUAUUCUUUACAUUGGUCCACCAGACUUCGAGGCGCGAAAGGAAAUCCUGCGCAUCUGGACCAGUAAAUCUGUGAUCCAUGCGGAUGUUGAUUUGGAUGAAUUGGCGACUCUGACUGAAGGGUACUCGGGUGCGGAACUUGUCAGUAUUUGUGAGACUGCAGGUGAUGCGGCACUGGAUGAUGAAGAGGAAACUUUACAAGAACAGGAGAUUCAAAACAAGCACUUUGAGUAUGCCUUGAGUCAAGUCAGACGACAGAUUACACCGGAUGUCAUUGCAUCGUACGAAAAUUGGCGAGAUUCAUAA